GGGCGGCCUGCAGCGCCGAGCGCGGCCCGGGCGCGGCGGCGGCGAGCGGCGCCCGGCUCUGUGCAUCUCCUGCCUCCACCGCGCCAUGCGAGCGCUCCUGCUCCGGCUCCCGCUCCGGCUCCCGCCCUCCCGCCGCGGCUGACGCUGUCGGAAGCGGCGGUGAUGAGGCCGGCGAGAUGGCUGGCAGCGUGAAAACCUUCCUGCACGACCUCACCAGGGGAAUUAAGGACUCCAUCUGGGGCAUAUGCACCAUCUCCAAGCUGGACGCUCGCAUCCAGCAGAAAAGGGAAGAGCAGCGGCGGCGGAGAGCGAACAGCGCCCUCGCCCAGCGCCGGAUCCAGGCGGAUGAGAGGAAGCAAGAGAACGAGCCCCGGAUAGUGAGCCGGAUAUUUCAGUGCUGCGCUUGGAACGGAGGCGUGUUCUGGCUUAGCCUCUUUUUGUUUUAUCGAGUCUUUAUACCUGUACUUCAAUCGGUCACGGCGCAGAUCAUCGGCGACCCUUCCUUACAUGGCGACGUCUGGUCUUGGCUGGAGUUCAUCCUCACCUCCGUUUUCAGUGCCCUCUGGGUCCUUCCCCUGUUCGUGCUCAGUAAGGUGGUCAACGCCAUCUGGUUUCAGGACAUUGCCGACCUGGCGUUCGAAGUUUCCGGCAGAAAGCCUCAUCCCUUUCCCAGCGUCAGUAAAAUCAUUGCCGACAUGUUGUUUAACCUCUUGCUGCAGGCGCUGUUCCUCAUCCAGGGGAUGAUAGUGAGCCUCUUCCCCAUCGACAUCGUCGGCCAGCUCGUCGGCCUCCUUCACAUGUCGCUGCUCUAUUCUCUCUACUGCUUCGAGUACCGCUGGUUUAACAAAGGCAUCGAAAUGCAUCAACGGUUGUCCAACAUCGAGAGAAACUGGCCCUAUUACUUCGGCUUUGGCUUACCACUGGCUUUUCUCACCGCGAUGCAGUCCUCUUACAUCAUCAGCGGCUGCCUCUUUUCCAUUCUUUUCCCCCUGUUCAUCAUCAGCGCCAACGAAGCGAGGACCCCUGGCAAAACGUACCACUUCCAGCUGCGCCUCUUCUCCUUGGUGGUUUUCCUCAGCAACCGGCUCUUCCACAAGACCGUUUACCUGCAGUCGGCCCUGGGCGGCGGCGGCUCCACCGAGCGGCUGCUCUCGCCCCAGCCGUCCCCCGCCAAGCACAGGUCUGCCCUGGGGCGCUGAGCCGUCCUGAACCCCCGCCGGACGCUGGGUCCGGCGGGUUUUAAACGAAGCCCAUGUUUUUCACGCUGCUGGGACUCCCAGGAAGCCGGCUGCCUCUCCCUUCCCCGCGCUUGGCGCGGGCUUUCCCCACCUCUGGACGGUUUUGUCCACGCUCUUGUUUUCUCCUGUGCCAUUCCCACCCCCCCCCCAUUUCUUCUGUAGUUCCCGCUGAAAAGUGGUGCCCCGGGGGGGUGCCCAUCUCCCACCAGCUCUGUGGCGACCUGGGGCUGCCGCUGGGCGCCCAGGCGGAGAGACGGAGCAGCCGCCUGGCGGAAACAGCCCGGCCCUUGGGCGAGGGCUGAUUUUUGUUGUUGAUGUUGUUGUUGUUUUACAAACCUCCCGUGGAGCUGAGGGAAAAGCUCUUUCUGAAAUCUGCAAAGGGAAAUUGCUCAACCGCAAGGACAGGAACUGAAAUGGAAACUUAGGAAAACGUUAAA
Messenger RNA from Rhea pennata, 1675 nucleotides. It is a transcript of the gene EI24, whose product is annotated as EI24 autophagy associated transmembrane protein. Gene Ontology annotation, biological process: macroautophagy. The record is from RefSeq and is a predicted model, not a curated record. The transcript is spliced from 11 exons. Lineage: Eukaryota; Metazoa; Chordata; Aves; Rheiformes; Rheidae. The coding region runs from base 177 to 1199 and encodes 340 amino acids. Gene Ontology annotation, cellular component: endoplasmic reticulum.